Messenger RNA from Prunus armeniaca (apricot), 210 nucleotides. Lineage: Eukaryota; Viridiplantae; Streptophyta; Magnoliopsida; Rosales; Rosaceae. The record is from the annotation of a GenBank genome assembly.
AUGAGUGGGGUUGCUGAACACUGCGAGAAAGGGCAGAAGAUGGUCGUCAAAGUCUUGGAACCAGCUGGGGUUGAAACCCCACCUGCUGAUGCCGAUGAAUCUGCAAACCAGAAUUCAUCUGACUCAUUACCACAACACAGGAAUAAUAACAAUAAUGCCACUGGUGCACUUGCUGCCAUUUCUUCUACACUAUUAUCUUCUGCAUCAUGA